Arabidopsis lyrata subsp. lyrata is the source of this 2113-nucleotide messenger RNA. Its product is annotated as WD repeat-containing protein 26 homolog. Lineage: Eukaryota; Viridiplantae; Streptophyta; Magnoliopsida; Brassicales; Brassicaceae. Gene Ontology annotation, molecular function: protein binding. The transcript is spliced from 5 exons. The record is from RefSeq and is a predicted model, not a curated record. Bases 224 to 1765 code for a protein of 513 amino acids.
CUUUAUAAAAUGUCAUAUUGGGUGGGUACCGCAGCAGCGCCAAAAGAAAUUAGUAUAAAAGAAGAAAUUGAGUGAAAUUCGUAACAACGUUCAAUUCUCUGAUUCUUCUUUUGCAGCAUUUGGGUUUCUCCUGAUAUUUCUGGGUUUUGCGUAUCCAUUUCUCUCUCCGGUUCGCAAUCGCUCAAUCCGAUCAAUUUCUUGCUGGGUUUUGCAUCUUCUCUGGAUGGAUUCUGAACCACCUUCGAAACGUUUGAAGAUGAUGGGCUCCAAAGGUUUCAUCAACGAGUCUGAAUUCAUUAGGAUCAUCACUGAUACACUUUACUCGCUUGGAUUUGAUCAAAUCGGGAAACUUCUAGAGGACGAGUCUGGCAUUCCUCUGCACAGCACUGUCGCUAAGCAGUUUCUGGAACAAGUAAAGAAUAGAGAGUGGGACAAUAGCAUUGCUACAUUGCGGGGAAUUGAAUUGCAAAACGAAAAGGCUGUGAUAUUCUUGCUACUAGAGUACAAAUUCUUUGAGGUUCUCAAGAUGCAAAAGGAUACUGAUGCUCUGGCAACCUUAAGAAAGGAGAUGACGCCUCUUGGUUUUAACAAGAAGCGCGUUCAUGAGCUCGCAUCCAUACUAAUAUCAGCUUCUGCCGAAGAUAAAGAAAGUGUGAAUUCAGGGUCUAAGGUUGUGGAGACACUGCAAAACUUGUUUCCUCCUGCAACUUUUAUCCCAGAAAAGAGAUUGGAGUAUCUCAUAGAGAAGGCCCUUGAUUAUGAGCUGUUUCUCUGUGAGUGCCAUAAUAUUCCGAAUUGUGAUUUGUCCCUAAGCUCUGAUCAUCAUUGUGGGAUCCAUAAAAUUCCUUCUAAGACUGUACAGACUUUGAAGAACCAUACGGAUGAAGUCUGGUUCUUGGAAUUCUCACAUGAUGGCAAGUAUUUGGCUUCAUCUUCCAAGGAUAAAUCAGCAAUUAUAUGGGAGAUCGAUGCACAGGGGAAGUUUUCGGAGAAGCAUAAACUUGUGGGACAUGAGAAGCCCGUGGUAAUGGUUUUGUGGAGUCCUGAUGAUAAACAAGUCGCUACAUGUGGAGAAAAUGAGGUUAUCAGGAGCUGGGAUGUUGAGUCAGGAGAAUUUAUUCAAUCGUACGAAAGAAAUGGUGUUGGUUCUGUUUCUUGUGGAUGGUUUCAUGAUGGAUCAGGUAUAAUUGCUGGGAUGACAGACAGAAGCAUCUGCUUGUGGAAUUUAGAUGGGACUGAGCUAGUGCAUGAGCAAGGUCCACGGGAACAGAAGCUUUCUGAUGUAGCCAUGACAAAUGAUGGGAAGUGGCUUGUAAGUGUGGACAGUGUGCAUGUGAUCUCAUUGUUUAAUAGAGAAACCAGAGCUGUGAGACUGAUUACAGAGGAAGACAUGAUUACCUCGUUCUCGCUGUCGAAAAACAACAAGCAUCUUCUGAUCAAUCUCAUUACCCAGAAGAUCCAUGUCUGGAACAUUGAAGGCCAACCAUAUAAAUGUUUUGAAUAUAAUGGCCACAAGCGUAGUCGGUUUAUCAUCAGGUCAUGCUUUGGUGGCUAUGAAGACAGCUUCAUCGCCAGUGGGAGUGAAGAUUCUCAGGUGUACAUAUGGAUCAUACGAAGAUUACAGAAGGAACCUUGUAUUGUAUUGCGAGGACACUCAGGAGCUGUGAACUGCGUGAGCUGGAACCCGAUUAACCUGCAUAUGUUGGCUUCAGCAAGUGACGAUGGAACCAUUCGGAUUUGGGGACUUGACACAAAGUUGAAGUGAUUCAAUGGUAACAGAUGAUGAUGACUUGGACUGCAGAUUAGUUUCAAUUGACAUUCAUCGUGUACAUAUGAUAUAUAGCUUUUAGUGUGGGUUGUUGCAUUCUUCAUUCUCGUGACGAUGUUUUUACUUCUUUUGACCGUAAUGGAAUAGAGGCUGAAUACCAAUAGAUAGAAAAAGGGAAAAUAGAAUAAUGCAUUUGAGACAUUUGCUCUUAUGUUGUUGCUUCACCUUUCAUUUUUCUCAUCAGUAUUAUUUUUCUCUCUAGGGUCAUUUUCAAAAUUUGACGACCUUCCGAUAAAAUCUGUAUUGACUUUGGUCAUUUAACUAAAAAUGUAUAUUCUUAUAAAA